AUGACUUCUAAUUUCGGUUUCUUGGGGUGUCUACAGUAUCUCCCAGAACGACAUCGUUUGAAUUCGUCAGAGUUCAACGAGACCUCCGGCGAAGAAGAGCUGCCAAUUCCGGCGUUCGUGAACCGUGUUCCGGCCAAGGUUCUGCCGCCUGGCGUGUUCGACAAACUCUCUUACGCAACUCUUGUCAAAAUUGGCGAGCGGUUAAAAGACGCCAAGGGCAUAUUAGUCAAUUCCUUCCCAGAGGUCGAGCCUUAUGCUGCUGAGCAUUUUUCGCGAGGACGAGAUUACCCUCACGUGUAUCCUGUUGGGCCGGUUCUCAACUUAACGGGCCGUACUAAUCCGGGUCUAGCUUCGGCUCAAUACGAAAAUAUGAUGAAGUGGCUGGACGAGCAACCGGACUCGUCGGUUUUGUUCCUGUGUUUCGGGAGCAUGGGAGUCUUCAGUGAACCUCAGAUCAAACAGAUAGCUCACGCGCUCGAGCUCGUCGGUUUCAGGUUCAUCUGGGCGAUCCGUACGAACAUAGCCGGAGACGGCGAUCCUCAUGAGCCGCUUCCGGAAGGAUUCGUCGAGCGAACAAAGGGCCGUGGAAUUGUAUGCAGUUGGGCCCCUCAAGUGGAUAUCUUGGCUCACAAGGCAACAGGUGGGUUCGUGUCUCAUUGCGGGUGGAAUUCUAUACAGGAGAGUCUAUGGUACGGCGUACCAAUCGCCACGUGGCCGAUGUAUGCGGAGCAACAGCUGAACGCAUUUAAUAUGGUGAAGGAGCUGGGCUUAGCCGUGGAGAUAAGGCUUGAUUACGUUGCAGACGGUGAUAGGGUCACGCUGGAGAUCGUGUCAGCCGAUGAAAUUGCUACUGCCGUUCGAUCUUUGAUGGAUGGUGAUAACCUUGUCAGGAAGAAGGUUCAGGAGAUUUCGGCAGUGGCGAGGAAAGCUGUUGGUGAUGGUGGCUCUUCUGUCGUGGCCACAGGAGAUUUUAUCAGUGAUGUUCUUGGGGAUCACUUUUAG
Microthlaspi erraticum is the source of this 1002-nucleotide messenger RNA. Lineage: Eukaryota; Viridiplantae; Streptophyta; Magnoliopsida; Brassicales; Brassicaceae. The record is from the annotation of a GenBank genome assembly.